Messenger RNA from Colletotrichum chrysophilum, 2376 nucleotides. RefSeq lists its product as uncharacterized. The coding region runs from base 1 to 2376 and encodes 791 amino acids. Gene Ontology annotation, molecular function: ubiquitin protein ligase activity; ribosome binding. NCBI's taxonomy places the organism in Eukaryota, Fungi, Ascomycota, Sordariomycetes, Glomerellales, Glomerellaceae. The record is from RefSeq and is a predicted model, not a curated record. The transcript is spliced from 2 exons. Gene Ontology annotation, biological process: protein ubiquitination; rescue of stalled cytosolic ribosome.
AUGGCGGACGCCCAAGUAUCUACUGAAUCCUCGAACCCCUCGCGGGGCAAUCGCAACCGUGGCAGAGGCCGCGGAGGCGGAGGUGGUGGCGGAGGUAAUGCUGGAUCUCGCGGCCGAGGCGGACAGAGGAGCGGUCGUGGUCGAGGCGGCAACAAUGCUGGUGCCGCUGCCCAGUCCAAGGAUGCAAGCUCGCCGCAAGCUGCCCCGAAGCCUGAGUCCAAGCCGGUUGCCCGCGCCGCAGCAGAUGCCGACGAUGCUGCUAGCACCGACGGCGAGGUGUGCUUCAUCUGCGCAGAGCCCAUCAAGUUCCACUCCAUUGCGCCAUGCAAUCACAAGACGUGCCAUAUCUGCGGUCUGCGUAUGAGAGCGUUGUACAAGACCAAAGACUGCCCUCACUGCAGAACACCCUCUCCCUUUGUAAUCUUCACCGAAGACGCAAACAAGCGAUACGAAGAAUAUUCCGACGCCGACAUCACGAGUUUCGACAGUAACAUCGGUAUCCGAUAUGCAAACGAAGAAAUCGUUGGCGAUACUGUAGUGCUGCUCCGAUAUAACUGCCCAGCCGACGAUUGUGUCUUCGCCGGCCUGGGCUGGCCAGACUUGCACCGACAUGUGCGGUCGACUCACCAACGGAAGAUGUGCGAUCUGUGUACCCGCAACAAGAAGCUUUUCACCCACGAGCACGAGCUCUUCGCCGAUAAGGAGCUUGAGAAGCACAUGAGGCAUGGUGACGACAAGCCUGGCGCAAUCGACCAGACUGGUUUCAAAGGUCAUCCCCUCUGCGGGUUCUGCGGAUCGCGCUUCUACGAUGACGACAAGCUCUUUGACCAUUGCCGCGAGAAGCAUGAGAGAUGUUUCCUCUGCGACCGAAGAGACUCGAGACACCCUCACUACUUUGUGAACUACCCUGCGUUGGAGAAGCACUUUGAGAAGGACCACUUCCCAUGUCUCGACAGGGAGUGUUUGGAAAAGAAGUUCGUGGUGUUCGAGUCUGAGAUGGACCUGAAGGCGCACCAGCUGGCUGAACAUGCCGACUCUCUUUCCAAGGACGUCCGCAGAGAUGCACGCGUCGUUAACAUGUCCGGCUUCGACUUCAGACCCAGUUACGAGAAUGAGAGGCGAGGCGGAGGUGGUGGUGGAGGAGGAGGAUCAGGUAGCGGUCGACAAGGACGUGGCCGUGGCCGAGAUCCUAAUGCGGACCCCAUCCCUCAGAGCUCAGCUCAGCCGCUUCGUCGUGAUGAGCUUGCUUUCCAGAGGCAAAUGGCCAUUCACUCAGCACAAUCAGUUUCCAACCGAACAUUUGGCGGUCAGCUUUCUUCAUCCUCAACGCCAUCACAGCCUACCUCAUCACGCCAAGGCAACGCCCCUGCUCCUUCAGCAGCUUCCCGUCAGACGCCUGCUCCAGCACUGCCGACGACAGCGAUGGAGCAACUAAGUGUCACUGAUAUCUCGUCACUGCCUCCUCAAGAGCGAGCGAUGAUGUUGCGCCAUCAGUCCGUCAUUGAACGUGCUGAAACCCUGCUCAAGAAGGAUGAAGCGAAAAUGAACACCUUCCGCGAGCACAUUUCGUCCUUUAGGAGAGGAAAGUUCACGGCGCCUCAGCUUGUCGACGCCUUCUUCUCCCUCUUUGCAGACACGUCGUCAAACGCUUUAGGAACGUUGCUUCGCGAAGUUGCCGAUCUCUUCGAAGACAAGAAGAAGGCUGAGGCCCUGCAAAAGGCAUGGCAGGAUUGGCGGGCCAUCAACGAGGAUUAUCCAUCUCUUCCCGGUCUGGGUGGUAUGCACGGAGCUACCACAUCGUCCAGCGGCUGGGCCAGUGCCGCGACCGCCUCUCCCGCCACACCUGGCGCUGCGCCCUCUUCGAAGCAGUCUAGCCGUGUCCUGCGGCUCAAGAAUAGCACGCGCGCAGGUGCUGCUGGUCCCAAGCCAGUCACACCAGCUGCCACGACCAACUGGGUGCCUGGCUCCUCGCAGCCCCGUCCCCCGCCGCCCAACGCCUUCCCCGCUCUCCCGGCAGCCUCGUCGUCUUCGUCAGCAGCAGCAGCCCCGAGACCGUCCUGGAUCGGCCCGAACAACCCGUCCGCGAGCAACGGUAGCAGAUCAUCGGGACCCGCACCAAGACAGGUCCGACCGGCUACUGGCGGCGAUAACUUCCCUGCCCUACCUCCGGCUCAAAAGCCUCUUACCACUAUCUUUGGUUAUGGCGGUGGCAGAGGUGUUCGCCGAGACCUGGGAGGCGCCUCGAGCAACUUCAGCUGGGGGUCGGCCCCUGGAAGCGGCGCGGCGAGCGAGAACGCUUCAGAGAGGGAGGAGGAGGAAGCUCCCACUGGAGGCAAGAAGAAGAAGGGCAAGAAGGUGCUUGUGCAGUGGGGUUAG